Molecule: messenger RNA, 1072 nt
Organism: Cuscuta europaea
Lineage: Eukaryota; Viridiplantae; Streptophyta; Magnoliopsida; Solanales; Convolvulaceae
Source: the annotation of a GenBank genome assembly
CAGAUUCAACCAUAGCGGGAGGUGGGUUAUGCCAUAAGGAGGGCCAUAAGAGAGCUACAUGUCCUAAUAAAGAUAAAGAUGUAAGUAGUACAUGACUUUGAAGAUGUAAACUGCAAUAUUGAUUUAUUGUGUUUUCAUGACUUUUUUUAUCUGUUUCUUAGGCAAGUGUUCAAGGAGCAGAAGGGAAUGGACCUAUACCUGUGAAGAGACCUGCUAGUGUUGCUUUUUCAGCAAUUCCUACCACUACAGAAUCAACUCCACCAACAAAUCCACACACUAAUGCUAAAAGGAGUACUGGUAAGUCUAAAGUGACAUGUAGAAGAAUAGGAAGGAAGAUAAGUAAACAAUCUGUAACAGGCUUUGGGUGCCAUGUGGAUGUGAACACUGGGGAGAAGACUUUAAAUCCUGGGAUGAGCAGUGAGGAAAUAGUUUCAGAUUUCCAGCCUGAAAUGCCACAUGACCCUGAUGUUACAGUCAGAUUUGCAAUCCCAAAUGAAAAAGAUAUAAGAGGAGCUGCCCGGGCUGAGAAGCAGUUGGAUGUCCCAACAUAUAGAACAAUACCUUUCAAGGGUGAUGGUACAGAGGUGUGGAUGUGAACACUGGGGAGAAGACUUUAAAUCCUGGGAUGAGCAGUGAGGAAAUAGUUUCAGAUUUCCAGCCUGAAAUGCCACAUGACCCUGAUGUUACAGUCAGAUUUGCAAUCCCAAAUGAAAAAGAUAUAAGAGGAGCUGCCCGGGCUGAGAAGCAGUUGGAUGUCCCAACAUAUAGAACAAUACCUUUCAAGGGUGAUGGUACAGAGGUGCAUAAUCCAACAAACCUACCUUUUCAACCACCUGGUUUGCAAUGGAAUGGGAAUGCAGCAAUCAGCUCUAAGCAGUUGUUACAGAAGAUGCAGAUCAGGAGGUCGGGUUCCAUUCCAAAGUGAUGAAUGAAGACUCUUAUGUUUCAUUAGAACACUUUUGGAUGCAAAUAUGGAUGAAUGAAGACUCAUAUGUUUCAUUAGAACACUUUUGGGCACUUUGUAUUUAUUAGCUUAUUAGCUUUUUGGCAAUGUAGUCGUUUGAAGACUCAC